UAGAAAUACGUGAUUAUCAACUGUCGCAAUCGCUAUUGAAUUCUUUUAUCGAAUCUCUUAUCAAAAUUCUUAUCGAAGUUCUUUUAUUGAAAUUUUUUACUAUGGAACCUCCAAUUGUCUAUUAUGCUCGUUCAGAAUACAUUGAAACUACCAUUAUUCAAACUGAUUGUGUAAUUCGUGGCGAUUUGAGACGUACUGGUGGUGGUCAUGCGGUAGUCGUGGCCAUUGGAAGAUACUGUCUUUUAGCUAAAGGGAGCAUUAUUAGGCCUCCUUAUAAGACAUAUAAAGGUUAUUAUCCUAUGAAAAUCGGAGAUCAUGUCACUAUUGGCGAAGGAAGCAUUGUUGAAGCAGCAACUAUUGGAUCAUUUGUGCAUAUUGGAAAAAAUUGCGUUAUUGUAAACGAGGAUACUCCUCAACAACGGCAUCAGCUAGGCAUAACUACAGAGGAGGAUAAUGAUGCCAAU
Molecule: messenger RNA, 464 nt
Organism: Racocetra fulgida
Lineage: Eukaryota; Fungi; Glomeromycota; Glomeromycetes; Diversisporales; Gigasporaceae
Source: the annotation of a GenBank genome assembly